GUUUGUUGUGGGUGGUCCGGCGGUUGCCCGAAAUCCCGGUUAAAUUUUAUCUUGUCCCCGUGCCCAGCCACCGAGUUCCAGUAAAAUGAAGCGAAAAUCCGAGGGAGGAAACAAAAAGCCAUUCCAGCGACCAAAGCUGGAGUUGGUGUUUGAUCCACAGAAACGAGCAGAAUUCCUUGGUGGAUUCCACAAGCGAAAGCUCCAUCGACGGAAGAUAGCACAAGGAGUGCUGCAGCGAAGGCUGAAGGAGGAGAAGAAGCGAAUCCGGGCGGAAGCGAAGGAAAACAUGCGCAAGCUGUACCAGUCCCAAAAGCCCAUCCCGGAGCUGGCCGAUCUCGUUAAAGAUGCGGAUGAAGAUGAGCCGCAGGAGGAGGAGUACGAUACGGAGAAUGUGACGGUGAAGGUUGUGGAACUAUCCACGAGCGCGUUGGCGAAGGAGAACAACUGGAUCGGAGAGAACCGGGGUGCUGCCUUGGCGCAAGAUGAGACCGACAAGGAGAGUGGACAGAGCAGCGAAGAUGACGACGAAGAUGACCAGAAGCGGAUAGGUGUGGUCCCGGGCAUGGAACUGGAGGGAGAAAAGAAGAUCAAACACAAAUUCACACCAUUCGUCGAAACGGAGGAAGCCGAUGAAGGUGCAAAGGAAAAGAAACCGGCCACAAAGGAAGAGAAACCUAAGCAAAAGAAAGGACCGGUACUAAACCUGGAAGGUAUACGCUCCAAGAAGGAACUAAACCACAAACUGAAGCGCUACGCACUGAAAUCCAUGAAGUCAAGCCAAGCGUUCCGCCAGAAGAACCGCCUGCAGAAGCAGAAACAAUUGAAGCAAUCGCGCCGCGUCCGGCACUUUAAGGAGAAACAUCUGAAACAGAAGAAGGGCUACCGUCGCCCGUCCGCCGGUGGUGCUGGUGCCGGGGGACGCGGAGAAGGCCGACGAAGACGUGCGGAUGAUUGAAAAUGCGCCAUGUGUGGGGAUGUUUAUAAUAAAGCAGUUCGAAGCGAUUCAA
Messenger RNA from Anopheles aquasalis, 1007 nucleotides. It is a transcript of the gene vito, whose product is annotated as nucleolar protein viriato. Gene Ontology annotation, molecular function: rRNA binding. Gene Ontology annotation, cellular component: nucleolus. NCBI's taxonomy places the organism in Eukaryota, Metazoa, Arthropoda, Insecta, Diptera, Culicidae. The record is from RefSeq and is a predicted model, not a curated record.